Molecule: messenger RNA, 2339 nt
Organism: Penaeus indicus
Lineage: Eukaryota; Metazoa; Arthropoda; Malacostraca; Decapoda; Penaeidae
Product: cationic amino acid transporter 3-like
Exons: 3
Coding region: 1-1023 (340 amino acids)
Biological process (GO): amino acid transport
Cellular component (GO): plasma membrane
Molecular function (GO): amino acid transmembrane transporter activity
Source: RefSeq, a predicted model, not a curated record
AUGCAGCAGUCACUGAGGCAUUACACUGCUCAAUAUACCAGCUUUUGCUAUCUCUCUCCCACCUCAUCCCAGGAUGGUUUGCGUGUUCUGCCUCAGCGGGUUCUUCCCGGGAAGCCUAAGGCUUCACCACUCAUCUCCCCGGGCUCCGAGAGUGGCGUCAGCGGACUCAGCCACGACGCCCGCGACACCGCGCCUCUGUUGGACAACCUCGAGACGUCGCCCACCUCUCCGCUGCACGCACCCCUCACUGCGCCCUCGACUCCUGCUACCCUGCAGACAGCGAAUGAGCGCUCGGCACCAGAAGGCCCUGCAUCCCAUGAACCUUCUCAAGCGGCUGACUCAGAGUCAGAGUCGGCUGCGUCAGGUUACGAAACGGAUACAGACGUGGAGGACGACAUAGACGCCGCAGUAGCUGAGUACCAAGAAAAACUGCGUGUAGCAACGCUGGACACCGGCGCGCCUUGCACGCCGAACCCCGCUUCAGCUAGGCGGGCGUGCUUGGUACUUGCAGGUCUGCUAUUAACUAUUAUUGUGGAAUCCCUUGUGGCAGUGUACGGGUGGCGAGGCGGCGGCACUCACCCGUUCCUGGUAGCGACCUUGGUCAUCUGCAUGUUGGUUACUCUCUUGCUGGUGGUCCUGCUCACUCGCCUGCCCGUCCUCCGUCCCAGCCAAACCGUCGCCUUCCGAGUGCCGGCCGCGCCGUGGCUCCCUGCAGCAGCUCUUUCUCUGAACUUCUUCUUGCUGGUGCAAGUGCUAAGCCACUCCUGGGCAGUCCUCCUCGUGUAUUUAUUAGCAGGUAUCUCAUGGUACUUCCUAUACGGGAUGCGCCACAGCGCACUUGCCACACAAGAAGUCGUGACCCAAAGAGUUCGCGCGAACGAGUUCAUCUGCCUGGAGCCCCUCACGCCCCCUGCCUUGACCUCCACCCUUCUGCAGGCGUCCUCCGAGAGGCUGCCCGACACCGCCCAUCAUCACAGCUUCACCAGGUUAACGCAAGUCGAUACAGUACUCAUCACCAGGUGAAGAUCGCUCUGGCAAUAAAAACUAUGGAAACUAUCAGCCCUUUGUAAGCAAUAAAGGGAUAUUUUUUAAAAGAGGAAACCCUCCGUGAAAUGAAGCGUCUGUAAAAUAAACACCUUUCUUCCAUAAAUCUGGUUAGUGUCAAGUGCCAUAAUUGUCUCUAAUAUAUUAUUAAAACUUUAAGAAAGGAAACAGUGUGGCGAGAUACAUAUAUCCAGACUGGGAAAAGCUCCUGUUACUGAGUUACCAGUUUACAGCAGUAUCUUUCCAUGUGAAGAGAAUCAAAAGAUAUUACUGAUGCAAUUAAUUUAAGGAUGAUUUGUAGGUCUACCCAAGCAAUAAGUAGAAUUAGUUGAAGGCAAUAAAGUAAAAUGAAGUUAUGGAAGGUGAACAAAGGUAUGUUAUUUCUUAUCCUGUUAGCAAAUGGAAGGGUGAUAGUAGGCGGAGCCUCAGUACAGGUAAGAAUAUGUUUUCCAACUUUAUCCUGGAUCUUGACACAUGGUGAAAUAUGUCAAAUUGCGUUUUUCUGUUUACAUAGGGCAAAAAAAGUUACGCUGACCGUCCGUUUCUGCUUUCCAUGAGGAUAAUCGAACUCCCCAAAAUUAAAAUAAUAUAGAAUAAUCUAAGAAGAUUAGUAGCUUCAUAAGUACGAAAACGCUGAGUAUAAGGUACUGAAAAGGUUAAAUGAAAUUAUGAAUCAAUUAUUCAUCUAAUUUAUUUAUCCCUAACCCCAGUGGUUCAAAACCUUUUCUGGAUCGAAACCCAAUCUGAUAAGGCACAUCAAGCCUAUUAUACUUAAAUGUAUGUGGUAAUGUGUGUGUGUGUGUGCACACACACACACACACACACACACACACUUACACAUAUAUAUUUGUGUGUGUGUGUGUGUGUGUGUGUGUGUGUGUGUGUAAGAGUUAUAUAAUGGACCUCUAAACAUUGGUGACAGGGAAGUAGUAAAAGCUUAGUGGCUAAAAACUCUUUUAUUGAUAGAGCUAGCACACAGAGAAUAAACACAAGUAUGACCCUGGGUAUUGGGCGGUCGGCUGGAGGGUCGCCGGGGUCAGCUCCCGGCCCAGCCCAGGUCAGACGUGACCUAGACCUCACCAAGCACACUCUCCUCUGACCGGUCGAAACGCGGCCCUUAAGUGUCCGAGACGCUAGCUUGGGGGGGCGAGGAGAACCGCCCAUCCGCUGGGGCACGCCGCAUUGGGUAGCCAGGGCGUGGUGCCACGUGGUCACUGUAAGCCUCCACGUGGGGGCCACGCGGGCAUAUAAUACCGUUAUAACACAGUAUAGUGUGUGUGUGUGUGUGUGUGUAU